AGCAAGUCUUUCUAUUUUGACCGGGAUGAUGUGGCUCUAAAGAACUUUGCCAAGUAUUUCCUGCACCAGUCACACGAGGAGCGUGAGCAUGCCGAAAAACUCAUGAAGCUGCAGAACCAGAGGGGUGGUCGCAUCUUUCUACAGGACAUCAAGAAACCAGAUCGUGAUGAUUGGGAGAAUGGGCUGACAGCAAUGGAGUGUGCCUUGCACCUGGAAAAGAAUGUGAACCAGGCACUCCUUGAUCUGCACAAGCUUGCAACUGACAAGAAUGACCCUCAUUUGUGUGACUUCAUUGAGACCCACUACCUGGAUGAGCAGGUGAAGGCCAUCAAACAACUGGGUGACCAUGUGACCAACCUGCGCAAGAUGGGGGCACCCAAAUAUGGGAUGGCCGAGUACCUCUUUGACAAGCACACCCUGGGGGACAGUGACAAUGAGAGCUGAAGUCUCAGAAUAGGCCACCCAUGGGUUUCAGUAGGUCUCCUAGCUUGCCCAGCAGUGCAUGCAUCUGCUGUUUAGAUAACGUCAUCCUGUACCAAAAAUCACACCUUUUUGUUUGUAUUUGUAACACCUUACAUCCAAUAAAGUGACUUGUUUCAAGUUUG
This is a messenger RNA of Chelonoidis abingdonii (Abingdon island giant tortoise), 605 nucleotides long. It is a transcript of the gene FTH1, whose product is annotated as ferritin heavy chain 1. The record is from RefSeq and is a predicted model, not a curated record. Gene Ontology annotation, molecular function: ferrous iron binding; ferric iron binding. Gene Ontology annotation, biological process: iron ion transport; intracellular iron ion homeostasis. NCBI's taxonomy places the organism in Eukaryota, Metazoa, Chordata, Testudines, Testudinidae. Gene Ontology annotation, cellular component: cytoplasm.